Molecule: messenger RNA, 3442 nt
Organism: Trichoplusia ni (cabbage looper)
Lineage: Eukaryota; Metazoa; Arthropoda; Insecta; Lepidoptera; Noctuidae
Product: delta-sarcoglycan-like
Exons: 6
Coding region: 1654-2583 (309 amino acids)
Biological process (GO): heart contraction; cardiac muscle tissue development
Cellular component (GO): sarcolemma; sarcoglycan complex
Source: RefSeq, a predicted model, not a curated record
AUGUGCAGCCGUUGCAACUUUCAAGUUAAAAUGUGACGCGUAAGCCAAUUUACCUAGUUUACAAAUUCAGGCGUUGACGUGGGAUUAAGUGCGGCAUUUAUUUUUAAACCAUUGGCAUCAGAUCGAUCGAAACGCUACUAGCUAGUACCAACUGAAAUUCAUAAAACAGAAACGCGGCCAGCGAGAGACAGGAACGCUGCAAAUGUCGGUAUUUUAUUUACGUGGAGAGUACGGCGAUACCCGUUCCGCUUCUAUUUUCGCACUAUAUCGUUUAUUAUGAGGGCCGACGGCGGCGGCGGCAUGGGCGCACUGAGGGGCCGAGUCGAGCGCAGGCCACUCCACCGCCUGAUAUUAUAUUCUGGAGCACGCCGCCUCACCUCGCUUCGCGCCAGAUAUUUCGAGUGUUGCUUCCACCACCUAUGAAUUUACCUAGUCUCAGUCACAGUACACGCCCGGUGCAGCCGGCCGCAUCGCUCAAUUAAUAUAAACGAUAUUGUUUACAUCGGAGACCAUAGAAGUAAAUAUAAAAGUUCGGAAUCAAGUUCAUAGUACGCUUUUAUGGCAAUUUUUAAUGGCCCAACAGCAAAUGAAAUAGUGAAAAAGUUAACGUUAAAAUAAGGUUCAUUAGCUCUGUGCUUCAUGUGUUUAAUUAUGUGCGUAAAACACAGCUAUCAUACAAUUUGCAUACUCGAUGCCAGGCGUUAACCACAGCGGUCGGCGAGACAGCGGUAUGUCGGACUACGCAGCACUCGUAGUAUUUAUCACUGCACGAUGCACAACCCCACUGGCCUGACUGUGACUUAGCGAAUUAGUAUUUAUUGUAAUUGUUGGAUGUGUACUUAUUAAGCUGUAUCUUUCUUUCAGAACUACACAUACACUUAUUUGUUUUAAAAACGGAUCAAUGACCUUAGACCAUAGACGUGAUACAUAGACUAAAAGUAAAGUAAUAUACAGUCUCAGGUAGAGUGGCCUAUUGUACUGGGAAAAGCUUUCUCAACAAAGCCUGCCAUUCUGAUACCGACAUAGUCGUAACACACUAGAUGACUAGGCUAACAACCGUAGUCUGUCCAUGCUGUCGAAUAAAUAGAAUACUAAAGCAAGCAUGAUGAAGUAAGUAUAAAAGUAAUCUUUUUAUUUGCUACAAAGUUGAAGCAUAAUAAAAUCUAUUAAUUAAAAUUUAUCAGAAGCAUUCCUCCUCUUAUAAAUUUUAAUUUUGUAGGGAAAACAAGAGUUCCCCUUUAAUAUGUAUACGUAAUUUCUUUUCAAUAACGCAGUCGCUCAUUUCAUAAAUGCAUUCCUUUCAGUUCAUUCGAUAGUAAUUUUGGAUUGUCUAGACAACAUCACGAUAUUGUAUAUGUUGAAUGUGUGUAGCAAUAGUAAAACGAUUGCAUUCAAAACUGGAGAGCUUUUGCUCAUACCAGUCAAUCAUAAUUAGUUAUUAAACACUACUGUUAGUUUCUUUUAAACAUGUAAAUAGGUCAGACGAGAUGAGCUUGUGCGCAAAACUACUGGCGCUGUGUCUGGUGUGCCUACAAUAUUGGAUUUAGUGCUUUUAUGGUUGAAACAAAAAUAGCAUGCCGUAUUGCAGCGUUUUAAUGCGAGUACAAGAUAUUGAAUCGUAGUGAGUUCCAAUAAAAUAAGGCGGCGGUCACAAUGAGCGUGGAGGAUAGCGGGUCGAGCGCGCGGCGCGGGUGGGGCUGCACCCCUACUGGCGAGGCGCCGGCCGGCCCUGCUGAAGGCGCCCAGGGCUGCGUACCCACCAUCUUCACCAGAGGAUGGAGAAGAAAUGCCUUAUACGGCAUCUUAGUACUACUAAUGCUGCUAGUGUUUUUAAAUAUAGCGCUCACCUUGUGGAUAGUUGGCGCUUUGAAACUAAGUAUGAAUGGUGUCGGGCCUAUAAGGAUAGUCAAGGGUGGUAUCCAUGUGGACGGGCAGGCCUGGGUGGUGGACAACCUGGUUGCUUCAACCAUUACGUCACAGGUCGCGCAACCUAUUACAGUACAUUCCCAUCGCAACUUCACUGUACAGGUUGCCGACCCAGACCAUUUAGGUCACUCCAAGCUAUUUAUAAAGCGAGAUCACCUUGAGUUCAGUGGCCGGGCACUCCACGUGCGGGACGCCCGCGGCGGGCCAGUCUUCUCCGCGGCUCCCGAGGAGGUGCGGGUGUACUCCGAAGCCCUGGCCAUCGACGGACCUGGCGGUGUCACCGUCAAGAGUACGGUUCAAGUGCCUGCAGUUCGGGCUCCACCUGCUUUCGACUUGACGUUGGAAUCACUAACGAGGCGACUGGAUUUAAGAGCUCCAGAGAACAUAUUUCUUGAAAGCAGAGCAGGAAAUAUUGACAUAACUUCACAUGGCAACAUCAAAUUGGACUCAGUUGUUGGAGCCAUUAAACUCAACGCUCAAAAUAUAGUGAUCAGUAAUUUAAAGGAAGCUGUUAGAACUGAAAAGGCAAAUAAGAGUGGAAAAGCUAAAAAUGUAUACCAACUCUGUGCUUGUGCGUCAGGGAAACUGUUCCUAGCCCCGCCGGACGUGCCGUGCGUGUCGUACGACGCCGAUGACAACACUGAGCUGUGCCGAUGAUGACGUCACUUGAAAAGCAAUGCACCAUAGCCAAUACAAACCAUAGUGCCAAAUAGCAAACGUGAUAUUUAUAGAGUUAAAGAGAGUAUGUAAACUUUUUGUUAUAUAGUGUUAUUUAGGUAUUUUAGAAUUCUAAUGCUAUUUUUAUAGCUAGUUUAAAGAAUUACUCAGAAUUAAUGGUAUGAAAUGUACAGGAAAAACUACCGAAAUAUAUGCUACAGUAUUAUUGUAACAUUUGUAACUACAUUAAUUUAUACAGAUUACAAUUGUCAUUGAUAGGCAUAAAUAUUUUUACAUUUUGCACAUUGGAAUUAAAGACAACAUUUAAAAAAUGAAUAUAGCGUUUAAGUCAAAGAUUUUAACGUAAGUAGGUUUAAACGAACUAAUAGCACAUUUAGUCAAUUAUAAAUUCUUAUGAUUAGCCUUAUUAUAUGUGUAGUUUCAAAUUUUGAGGCCAAAAGAAUAAAAAUAUUCUAGAAACGAUUAACUUUUUUUAGUGCUUAGACUAGAAGAAGAAAAUACGUACGCAUGAUUUGUUAAAAUUCGAACUGAAAAGUCAAAACAAGCCAUAGUAAACAGUGUCAACACAUAGUAAAGGAUUCUUACAUAUUCUUCUUCUUCGAAUAAGAUAAAAUCUCAUGUGAUAGGAACAAGCAUUUACACUAGUCGUUUUCCCGCCGAGAUGUGGGCGCCGCGGUAACGACGAUUGGAACGCAUAAUGUUAAUGGGCCCAAAAAGGAAUUGCCCUAGCCAUUGAAUAAAAUUGUCAUUCUCUAGAUCAACUUCAAUUUAGUUUACACAUUUUAAAUUACGAAUGAAUAUUAAAUAAAAGGAUAUUAAAACUGGUUGAAUAUAGUUA